UCUCAUUGCCCUCUUUUUCUCGCUUGGGCUCAACACCUUGAACAAAAUAACGAAACCUCUCUCUCUCUCCCAUACACGGAGAUCGGAAUCGGCGGGUUUGUUUCUCCGGAGAUUGUUCUUGGAGUACUGUGAUCUGAUUCAGAAGUUGAAGAGAACGGUGCAAUCUAGCUGCUCUCUGUUUCUCUGUUCUUUAGAUCCGUUGGUGUAUUUAUUGGGUUUCUGGUGAUGGGAUUGGGUUGAAGGUUUGAAGGAUUCGGACCAGAACGAUAACGCAGUGUUGCGAGUUGUUCGAAUCAUUUCCUUUUUUUUUAUAAUCGUUUUCUGGUUCAAGGGUUUUUGAGAUAUCCCGUGACGGUCGCCGGAGAUUAAGAAAUGCCUCACCGAACGACUUACUUCUUCCCUCGGCAGUUUCUGGAUCGUGGGUUCGAUCCCUUGUCGCAUAAGCAUCUGUUGGGUACUGAGGAGGAGAAGCAAGCUGGCGGAAGCGACAGCAAGGUCAGCUUCAAUGGCGUUAAUGGAGGCGGAGACGACGAUCUCAAGCAGAAGGAGAAGGAGAAGGAGAAGGACUUAUCGUCUUCUAUUCUCUCGAAGAGCUCCGCCGUGUCGGAUCUCUUGAGAGAGGAUCUGAAGGCGCAAAAGAAGCAGCAGGAGCAACUCGCUGCCUUUUACGAGUGGUUGGCGGAGAAGAAGGCCCAGAUUUCCGGGCGCGUCAGGCCCACGCGCCACCACUCUACGUCCAGGGACGUAGUCGACGAGGAGAGGGAGCUUCUCUUGGCGUCUCCAUCGGAGUGCGCGGAGACGGUUACUGCCGCGACGGUGGUUCCUCCUCCGUCGACUGACUCCGUCGUAACCGCAGCCGUGGUGGCGGCGUCGUCUUCUUCAGCUCGAACGAUCGCCAUCAACGAGAGGAAUCUCGACCAGAGCUUUGACCGGCAGUUGUCGCUGCCGCGGCUGUCGAGUGAGAGCAGCUUCGCCGGAAGUUUCUUCUCCGGGACUACAGUGGAUGGCAAUUUCUCGGGUCAGACGGACGCGAAGGGGACUUCAACCACCACGCACGUCUCCGUCAGGAAGGUGGAAGAGGAAGAGGAGGUGGCGAGCGAUGGCAAAGAGAGAAGCCGGGCAAAGAAGUCGAGAGAAAGCUAUUACUUGCAGGCCACGCUUGCUAAGAGGCUUACUUCUCAAGCAAGUCUUGGAUGUGAGACCAUUCUUGUACACAGCACCAUUGGCGAUGCCUUCGUCGACGCUGAAACUGUCUCCUACCGUCUCUGGGUCAGUGGUUGUUUAUCAUACAAUGACAAGAUUUCAGAUGGGUUUUACAACAUUUUGGGGAUGAAUCCGUAUCUUUGGCUGAUGUGUAACAAUCUGGAGGAAGGGACACGGCUUCCAUCUCUUAUGCUACUGAAGGAGAUCGAACCCAGCGAUACAUCCAUGGAAGUGGUUUCGAUCGACAGACGAGAGGAUUCACGCCUUAAAGAGUUGGAGGACAAGGCCCAUGAAUUGUAUUGUGCUUCAGAGAAUACAUUGGUGCUCGUGGAGGAACUCGGCAAACUUGUUGCUGUAUACAUGGGGGGAAGCUUCCAGGUAGAGAAAGGUGAUCUCCAAAAAAGAUGGAAACUAGUUAGCAAGAGACUCAAGGAAUUUCGCAAGUGUAUUGUUCUUCCUAUUGGUAGUUUAUCUAUGGGUCUUUGCCGGCACCGAGCCAUACUGUUUAAGAAAUUGGCGGAUUACAUAGGUUUACCAUGCCGAAUAGCACGAGGUUGCAGGUAUUGUGAAGAGGACCAUCGAUCUUCUUGCCUUGUCAAGAUUGAGGAUGACAGGAAGCUUUUAAGGGAAUAUGUAGUUGAUCUAGUUGGGGAACCAGGAAAUGUCCAUGACCCAGAUUCCUCCAUCAAUGGUGGACUACAGUGUCAGAUGCCUUCACCACUUCGGAUUAGUCAUCUUAAAGAAUUCUCUGAACCUUGCGUGGGUAAUACUUCCCCUUAUCAGACUGUAGGGUCGAAGACAUCAUGUCCUCUUUCUGAAAACCUUCAGUGCUCAGGUAUUGGAGGGAACUUCCAAGCCCGCAAAGAAUUUGAGUUGUUUGAUGUUACAAGGACGAUAUCCAGUGCUCAAGUUGAUCAAAUUUUCUAUGCGAGAGCAUCACCGGUGGUUUCAACUGAAUCUGCCAUUCGAGCUUUGUCACCUGAAAUAACAAAAGUUAGCAAGGACGUGAUUGCUCAAGAAGCCUGCAAAGAAGAGACCCUGCAAUUAGAAAGCCCAAUUGAGAACAGUGUUACCAGGCAGCCAAAGGGGAAUUCAUCGGUUGAACCAGAGGCAGCCGGAGCUGAGACCCAGCAAGAUAACAAGGGAAGGCUUCCUGCUGAGAACAUGUCACCAUACUUGAAUAUCGAGCCUUGUUUAGCAUCGGACUGGCUGGAGAUCUCUUGGAAUGAACUACAUAUCAAGGAGCGUGUUGGUGCUGGAUCUUUUGGAACUGUUCAUCGUGCUGAAUGGCAUGGCUCGGAUGUUGCUGUCAAGGUCUUGUCUGUUCAAGAUUUCCAUGAUGACCAAUUCAGAGAGUUUCUGAGAGAGGUUGCGAUAAUGAAACGUGUCCGACAUCCAAAUGUUGUUCUCUUUAUGGGUGCUGUAACUGAGCAACCCCGCCUAUCGAUAGUUACAGAAUAUUUGCCGAGGGGUAGUUUGUUCCGCCUCAUUCACAGGCCGGCUUCUGGGGAAUUGCUAGACCAAAGGAGGCGGCUACGGAUGGCAUUGGAUGUGGCGAAGGGGAUCAAUUACCUGCAUUGUCUUAACCCGCCCGUUGUCCAUUGGGACCUGAAAUCUCCGAAUUUGUUGGUUGAUAGGAACUGGACAGUGAAGGUUUGUGAUUUUGGGCUGUCCAGAUUCAAGGCAAACACUUUCAUACCAUCUAAAUCUGUUGCAGGAACGCCCGAGUGGAUGGCCCCAGAAUUUCUUCGUGGGGAGCCCUCGAACGAGAAAUCCGAUGUUUACAGUUUCGGAGUGAUCCUCUGGGAAUUGGUGACUUUGCAACAGCCCUGGAAUGGACUCGGCCCCGCACAGGUCGUGGGUGCGGUUGCCUUCCAGAACAGAAGGCUUACCAUUCCGCAGAACACCUCCCCGGUUUUGGCGUCUCUAAUGGAAGCUUGCUGGGCCGACGACCCUUCACAACGUCCGUCUUUCGGGAGCAUAGUGGAGACUCUCAAGAAGCUGUUGAAAUCUCCAGUGCAGCUGAUCCAAAUGGGUGGAUAGCCGUUACAAUGCCAAAAUCAAGCAGACGACUAUACAUCUAUAUGGUUAACUUACAUAUGAUAUUCGCUAACAGAGAAACCCCACUCGUCGAGGUCCUUUGGAAAAGAAUAAACUUGUAGAUGGUAACGGUUAAGAGCUAACCCCCCGGUUAAUGAAGAAAACCGAUGAAAGCAAAGGCCUUGAAAACCGGAUUAUUUCCCAGUCUGGAAGGAGGAAAUAUGAAUGAAACUUUUAUUUUUAAAAAAAGAAAUAUGAAUGAAGCUUAUUACAAGGAACAUAUAUUGAUAUAUAUAUAUAUAUAUAUAUAUAUAUGCAAGUGCAAAGAGUGUUGUUGCUCUUGUUUUGUUGUUAUGGAUUGGGACUGAGAGACAAUCCAAGGGAGUUGGGUCUGAAAUUAUUCUUAGAGGGAUUUUAUUAUUUUUUUCCUUUUUUUAUUUAAAUUUUCUGGUUUUGAAUGGAAUAAAAGCGAACUCACCUCAUCCAAGUGUC
This is a messenger RNA of Tarenaya hassleriana, 3735 nucleotides long. RefSeq names its product serine/threonine-protein kinase CTR1-like. Gene Ontology annotation, molecular function: protein kinase activity; ATP binding. The record is from RefSeq and is a predicted model, not a curated record. The coding region runs from base 373 to 3246 and encodes 957 amino acids. The transcript is spliced from 16 exons. Gene Ontology annotation, biological process: protein phosphorylation. NCBI's taxonomy places the organism in Eukaryota, Viridiplantae, Streptophyta, Magnoliopsida, Brassicales, Cleomaceae.